AUGAAUAUGCUCGAGACAGACAUGUGUGCGACCAGCGACAGCCUGUACAACAUUGUCCGGUUAGCGGCAGUGUUCGGUGGUGAUUCAACGAAAGAUUUAAACCAGUAUACCGAAAUGGUGGAAAAAUUGUGUGUAAUCGACAGUCAAAUGAACAACCAUCGGAAAGCAAUGGAAGAUUCGUCCAGGGAAACAACCAUUGAAGGCUUUGAUCAUUCGUACAAAACUAAGUUGGAGAAAAAGAAACCCAACUUGCGGUCGCACAAACGGUACAAGGAAUUUGUACAAUAUGCCAAACCACUUCUUAAUCCAUCUCUGGACGGACAAACCACUGAUCAGAAUCAGAACGAUGGCGAUGAAUUGAUGAUCGAGGAUGAUAUUCCUAAUAUGAUCGAUCCAAUAACAAAGCGCCCGUUAGAAGUUCCGGUGCGCAAUAAGCAGUGUAAUCAUGUGUACGAAAAGACCACCAUGGAGCAGCUGCUAAAGCGAAACCCACGAACCCGCUGCCCCAUUAUGGGAUGUGCUGCGCAAGGAUAUGUUCAGCUUAAGUUGCUUGAGGUGGAUGUUAAACUGCAGAGGCAACUGAUGCGAGCCCGUUCAGCUCUCUUGUAA
Anopheles maculipalpis is the source of this 609-nucleotide messenger RNA. Its product is annotated as E3 SUMO-protein ligase NSE2-like. The transcript has 3 exons. The coding region runs from base 1 to 609 and encodes 202 amino acids. The record is from RefSeq and is a predicted model, not a curated record. Gene Ontology annotation, biological process: protein sumoylation; double-strand break repair via homologous recombination. NCBI's taxonomy places the organism in Eukaryota, Metazoa, Arthropoda, Insecta, Diptera, Culicidae. Gene Ontology annotation, cellular component: nucleus; Smc5-Smc6 complex. Gene Ontology annotation, molecular function: SUMO ligase activity; zinc ion binding.